Messenger RNA from Penicillium soppii, 711 nucleotides. RefSeq names its product acetolactate decarboxylase. Gene Ontology annotation, molecular function: acetolactate decarboxylase activity. The transcript has a single exon. Gene Ontology annotation, biological process: acetoin biosynthetic process. The coding region runs from base 1 to 711 and encodes 236 amino acids. The record is from RefSeq and is a predicted model, not a curated record. NCBI's taxonomy places the organism in Eukaryota, Fungi, Ascomycota, Eurotiomycetes, Eurotiales, Aspergillaceae.
AUGGCAGUUAACAAUAUAUACCAAUUUUCAAUUCUCGGCGCUCUCAUGGACGGUAUCUGUCAAACAGGGAUCAGACUUCAGGAUAUUCUUUCACACGGCGAUCACGGUCUUGGCACAGUAUCCAGCUUAAACGGAGAGAUCGUUAUCGUUGAUGGAGAAGCAUAUCACUUUCCUCCCGGCCAGGAGUUACGAAUGGUUGGAGUUUCCGAUGUUAUUCCUUUUGUUAUGGUCACUCGGUUCAGACCAACCGUUGAGAAAACAUUGUCCUCUCUUACUAUGAAUUCGCUUCCACAUGCGUUGGAGCCUCUCCUUCCAUUUCGGCAAAACUGUUUCUUAUCAAUCCGUGUGGAUGGGCAAUUCAAAAACAUCAUGUUUCGCGUGAUGGCAGCACAGUCCAAACCCCGGGAGUCACUUGUCGAUCUAGCCAAGGAGCAAAAGGUUGUGACUUCCAGCAGUAUUGAGGGCAUAUUGUUUGGAUUUUGGUCUCCGGCCUUUAGUGGGGGCUUCAGUGUUGCAGGUUUUCACCUCCACUUUUUGUCGAAAGACAAAUCACAAGGUGGCCAUGUCCUAGGGUUUGACGCAAGCCAAGUCAAGCUUCAAGCGGCCAUUAUUGCUGAAUAUUCCGUGGAACUGCCUCAAAGCGAAGAAUUCAACGAAGAACCUAUUAAAAGCUCACAGGAUGCAGAGCUUCAUUCUGUUGAAGGGUGUUGA